CAUUCCAAAAUGGCUCCUACUAACAGUGGACACUAUCUGAUAACGAAGGAUUAAAGGGAAAUUAUACGCACUUAAUGAAUUUGGUGAAGAUUAUGUUUACCAACAGCAGAUUUGGUUUACCUACAGUAGUCUAGCGUCUGUCUGGGUUACCUAAAGCUUCAAACUAAAAUGCUAACGCAUUCACAGAACAAGGAGAACCACCGGGACACGGAGCUCAGCCGUCGGUCGAAGAGGGAUCGCUGCAGGUUUUCGUGUGCGGAGCUCUAAGCAGCUUCGCGGAUUGAAUGAUAUGGAAACAGAAGGAUAUGGAGAGUCGGUUCUGGCUCUGACAGUCGAUGUCAACGAAAACGAAGAUGCAGGCAAAUCGUUCGUUUCGUCGCAGAUUGAUCACAACAUAGGAGGAAAGGCUCACCCAUUAGAAGAAAACCGAGCAUGCCCGGCUACUGAGGGUCAAGUGGGGAAGGGUCAUGUGUAUGCUGCCAGCAAUGGGAGGAAUGUAAACAAUGAAUGUGACGUUGAACCAUCGCAGUAUGUUCGAGCCGGGAACUCCGUGAUUUUGGAUUUAGUUGCAGACUGUCUUCCCACUCGGUUGAAAGACAGCUGUGUAAUUUCCGACCUGUGCAACGAGCAUACACUGAAUGGAUUUACUGACUCAUCGGUUCAGGUAAUGGUAGGGUUGGAGUCUGGCUCCAACGCUGCAGAAGGGGGGAGAGGGGGGACCCUUUCCUGUAGAGACACAGCUGGGCUCGUCGACAGAGAAGAAGAAGGGAACGGAAUGUUACUGCCGCUGGAUCGUGUUUCAGAGAAGGACGAGGAUUGUUCGGGGGAAACCCCGAAUUUCAAUAUUGAUAACCUGGACAAGGGUUCUUGCCCGAAGGCAGUUGUCCCUUCUCUCGCACCAACCUUGUCAUGCCUGAGCAAACAUGAGCUGAAUUGCACUUGCUCUGACGUUUUAAACAUGAAAAUGCCCAACGGGGAAGCGGACUGUCUGUCAAAUUAUGACAAAGACGUGGACGUUUCUUAUUCUAGUCCAAAACACACGUCGUACAGCCUACGUUGCCAAGGACAUGGUUCCACUGAUAAGGAAAUAAAAGUAGCAAACGGUGGCUUACACAUAGUAAAGAAGUCAGCAGCAUGUGACUUUGAAUUGCCUUCCACUCAAAAUAUCACGGACGUUCCAGUCGACGUAGGCAUGAUCGAAUCUCAUCUGCAAUACAAAAACAUCCGGUCCUCUGCUACAUUUUGUGAAAGCAACAGCGGGGGACUCAGCCAUGAAUGCCCAAGGGAAGCUGCCCCAGCUGCAGGCGAGCCCGCAGAGGAAGUGGGAAGUACUCUGGACCCCGAUGUCUCUAUAGAAUCAAGUGCCAACAUCCAUUCCCUGUGCCCGUCUACUCUUUCUAUCAACACCAGCGAUAGUCAAAUCACUGAGUCCAGUGCUAGAGAGGACUUCAGUGAGAGCAGCGUGCCAGCCAGGCCGCUCAGUCUCAGGACUAACCCGAAUACUGCGCUUUCAUUGAGCUGUGAUGCUACUCCUCUUAGCCCGGAGGACGGGGACUUUUAUGGAGCCGAGGGCUACAUCGACCCCAGAAACACUUAUGAAGUCAGCCGUCGUCAAAGUGCCCCAGACACAUUGCCUGACGAGUCCAUCAUGGUGUCCAAUCCGUCGGAUCAGAGACUGAUCUCAAAGAAGUUUGGCAUCGCAGAUUUUUUCACCAGGAGCCUGUUUUCUAGGAAGCCCAAAGAGUCCAAGCCCCCAUCCCAGAAUGCACCUGGGUGGAGGUUGUUUGGAAAGGUCCCAUUACGAGACAGCGAUGCUUCUAAAGACUCCAUGGCCAUACAGCAGGAGGCCAGCCUCGACAGGCCUCUCGAUGCUGAGGCUGAUGAGCCCAGUCUCUCUCCUCCAGGGGAGUUCCCAGUGAAGGAGGACCAGCAUCGCCCCCUGUCUGCAGGGAGGAGGAAGAACCUGGAGUUUGAGCCCCUCUCGACCACCGCUCUCAUACUGGAGGACCGGCCGGCAAACCUUCCAGCCAAGUCUGAGGAGGAGGCUCAGAGACACAGACAGGAGUAUGACGAGAUGGUGGCAGGAGCCAAGAGAAGAGAGCUGAAGGAGGCGCAGAGGAAGAAGCGUCAGAUGAAGGAGAGGAUCAGACAGGAGGAGAGCAUCGCCAGCGCCAUGGUCAUCUGGAACAACGACAUCUUGCCUCACUGGGAGACCAUGCGUAACACCAGGAGGGUGAGAGAUCUGUGGUGGCAAGGUCUCCCCCCCAGCGUCAGAGGACGGGUCUGGAGUCUGGCCAUCGGCAACGAGCUCAACAUCACACCAGAGUUGUAUGAGAUCUUCCUGUCCAGAGCCAAGGAGAAGUGGAGGAGCUACAGUGAGACGAGCUCCGAGAACGAGAUCGAUGACUGCGGGGCGUCUCUGGCAGACAGAGAGUCUAGCUUGGACCUGAUCAAACUGGACAUCUCCAGAACCUUCCCCUCCCUCUUCAUUUUCCAGAAGGGUGGUCCAUACCAUGACCUGCUCCACAGUGUUCUGGGGGCGUAUACCUGCUACAGACCAGAUAUCGGAUAUGUCCAGGGCAUGUCCUUCAUCGCUGCAGUGCUGAUCCUGAAUCUGGAGGAGGCCGAUGCCUUCAUCACCUUUGCUAACCUUCUCAACAAGCCCUGUCAGAUGGCCUUCUUCAGAGUGGACCAUGACCUGAUGUUGAAAUACUUUGCUGCUUUCGAGGUGUUCUUCGAGGAGAACCUCCCCCGCCUCUUCAGUCACUUCCAGACCAACAACCUGACCCCCGACCUCUACCUAAUAGACUGGAUCUUCACCCUGUAUAGUAAGUCUCUGCCGCUAGAUGUGGCGUGUCGUGUGUGGGAUGUGUUCUGCCGCGACGGCGAGGAGAGCUUGUUCCGGACCGGUCUGGGGAUCCUGCGUCUGUACCAGGACGUCCUGCAGCAGAUGGACUUCAUCCACAUGGCCCAGUUCCUCACCAGGCUCCCCGAGGACAUGGCUGCGCACGCGCUGUUCUCCUGCAUGGCCACCACGCACAUGCUCAGUAGCAACCGCAGGUGGGGCCAGGUAAGUGGAAAUACACAUGUUGAGUCACCUGGGCACACGCGUAUGGUGAAGACUACGAUAGCACGUCACAAAUAAGUCUUUUUCUUAAGUAUUGUCAUUUCAUAGUACGUGUUUAUUUACCUCAGGUCUUCUCUGCAUUGAUGAAGGACGGCAGUAAGGAAGCGGACAAGAACAAUAGUCCUGCGUUGAGAAGCUAGUGCUAAUCCACCAUUAAGCAUGCCAGCCCCAAGCUAGAGGUAGCCCAAUACCAAGGUAAGGCUAGCCUAGUGCUAAGCUAACACUCACCCAGGAUAAUGAUAUCCCAGAACCAAGCUAACAAUGGUCUGGUAUCAAGCUAAUGCUACCUGGGCAUUAUGAUACAAUUAGUCCUUUAUCAAACUAAGGCUAUAUCAGGAUAACACUAGCCAAAUGGUGUACAGUGAUACAAACUUCCCCGGAUUUACCAUUGGAAACAGGGACUUGUACUAGCCACAAAGCCGUCUCUGUAAGUCUGGCAGCAAGAACAACUAUUAUUUACAUUCAUAAGUGCUACAGAAGCAGUAGAGAGAUGGUUUGCUUGCCAAUGUAAGGCACUAAAUACAUGAAAAGCAGGUAGUACUACCGUUUGGCAUCUGUACACUAGGAGCCGUUUGUGUCCGAGCACAGUUGGAACCGUGGUAGCUAAAAUGAAGUCAACUGACGCACACACACCUCAGUCCCAAGGGGGAAAUCUUCAUUGUUAAUAGUGGCGUAGCACACAGUCACUAGGCAUCAAGGUUUACCUCAACACUCCUUUGGUUAGCUUAUGCUAUACAUGUGAACUCUACCUGCAUUUUCACCCCUACCUCUGUUUGAACAUACACACGCUGACACACACACACACCAGCGUAUGAGCAGGCCUUAAGUGGGAUUCCUGGAGCCACUUGAGACGCCAGUGCAGCCUGGUCUAAAGUGCUAUCUGAAUACACACCUGAUACAGGCCAUUUUUUCUAUUUCUGGAUGGUCAUACCAAAUUCCUCCAUGACGUAAGUGUUUGUAUUUGUAAGUAUGAACUUGUGGCUGACCAGUCCCUCACCUGAGAUCCAUUUGUCGUUGACUGUGAUGCGGGUGCAGGGAUUUUAGGCCCGGGCCUUCAUUAAAGACGUAUUUGUGUGGUGUAUCUACGUAUUCAUGUAUUAUGUACAUUCUGUAUGCUCCUCUCAAACAACAAUCCCACUGGCCUCCAUGGCAACACUUCCAAGUUACAGCAUUGUCGAAUAUGUGAAGAGUAUAGCUACGUGCCCUUCUAAUUCUGCUAGCUGCAGUAGACAUCACACACCCCAUUGGAGGAAAAGAUGUGAGCAGGAGAGGAUAUUUUUAUAUAAAAGUGCAAUAGUUAUCUGUCUUGCUGGGCAUAUGAGGUUUUCAGUGUUUUGAAAAGAAACACACGUUUGAACAACUGCUUCGUAUUGAGUUUAGCGGCUUCAGUAGUCAGCCAUGCUUUGAUGGUAUUAUCCUGCCUUUAUGACGGCGCAGUGCUUUGAUUAAAUAUUUAGGCAGGGGAGGUGAGGGGAGGGGGCAGAAAUUGUAAAUGCAAUUUUCUUCCUGUUCAUUUUAUGGCUAUGUACAUCAAAUAAGGCUUGUUUUAUUUCUCCCACAAUAAAAUGGUCCAAUGGAUAUUAUUUAAGUUCUUUCAUUGCUCUUGGUUGUAUUUUAUCUCUAUGUAAAUGAUUAAUUUAGGUUUCUGUUUGUUUUCAACUGUACAGUUUUCUUAUGCCUUACUGGUUCUGUACAUAACAUGUAAAAAGAUCCUCUCUUUCAUAUAUGAACACUAGUUACAUGUGUAAAUAAAAAAGUUA
This is a messenger RNA of Osmerus eperlanus (European smelt), 4887 nucleotides long. It is a transcript of the gene tbc1d12a, whose product is annotated as TBC1 domain family, member 12a. NCBI's taxonomy places the organism in Eukaryota, Metazoa, Chordata, Actinopteri, Osmeriformes, Osmeridae. The transcript has 13 exons. The record is from RefSeq and is a predicted model, not a curated record. Bases 290 to 3145 code for a protein of 951 amino acids.